Molecule: messenger RNA, 906 nt
Organism: Salvia miltiorrhiza (redroot sage)
Lineage: Eukaryota; Viridiplantae; Streptophyta; Magnoliopsida; Lamiales; Lamiaceae
Product: glycine-rich cell wall structural protein 1-like
Exons: 2
Coding region: 1-906 (301 amino acids)
Source: RefSeq, a predicted model, not a curated record
AUGAGUGCAUUUUCGAGUAUUUUUGUUGGUUUACUGGUGGUGGUUUUGGUUGUUGAAAUUGUUCAUGGCGAUUUGAAAGGAGAUGUGAGUGAUGAGAAGUUGUUGCUUCGACGUCCUUUUCUUGGGAGGGGGAUUGGAGGGUUUAAGCAUGGGAUUGGUGGAGGAAUAGGUGCUGGUAUUGGAGGCGGCGGUGGCCUAGGAGGGGGUUUGGGAGGCGGAGGAGGACUUGGGGGUGGUCUAGGAGGAGGAGGGGGUUUGGGAGGCGGAGGAGGUCUUGGGGGUGGUCUAGGAGGAGGAGGGGGUUUGGGAGGCGGAGGAGGACUUGGGGGUGGUCUAGGAGGAGGAGGGGGUUUGGGAGGCGGAGGAGGUCUUGGGGGUGGUCUAGGAGGAGGAGGGGGUUUGGGAGGCGGCGGAGGUCUUGGGGGUGGUCUAGGAGGAGGAGGGGGUUUGGGAGGCGGAGGAGGUCUUGGGGGUGGUCUAGGAGGAGGAGGGGGUUUGGGAGGCGGCGCUGGUGGUGGAUUAGGUCAUGGAGGAGGUCUAGGGGGUGGCAUUGGACACGGUGGUGGUCUAGGAGGAGGGGGUGGAGCUGGUGGAGGGGGGGGUUUAGGAGGCGGCGCUGGUGGUGGAUUAGGUCAUGGAGGAGGUCUUGGAGGUGGCAUUGGGCACGGUGGUGGUCUAGGAGGAGGAGCUGGUGGAGGCUUAGGUGGGGGAGCUGGCGGUGGACUUGGUGGUGGAGGUGGAGCAGGCGGAGGUGGUGGACUUGGUGGUGGAGGUGGUUUGGGAGGUGGCGCAGGUGGAGGCUUAGGUGGUGGGGGCGGAUUAGGAGGGGGCGGCGGCUUAGGUGGUGGUGGUGGUGGCGGCGUUGGUGUUGGUGUCGGUGUUGGUGUUGGUGUUGGUGGAGGGUGA